This is a messenger RNA of Punica granatum (pomegranate), 1685 nucleotides long. Lineage: Eukaryota; Viridiplantae; Streptophyta; Magnoliopsida; Myrtales; Lythraceae. The record is from RefSeq and is a predicted model, not a curated record.
UAUACUUAACAUAUGAAAACUGCAAAGAAUCAGAACAGGAAAAGAAAACCUCUGUCUUUGUAUUAUCUUCGUCCUCCAUUGAUUUUCUCGGCAUUUCUUCGGCCAAGCUUGCAGAUUUUCCUUUCCAUUCCCUUGUCAAUGGCCUCCGGGUCGGUUAACAAGCUCAGCAGGUUUGCCAUCGUUUUGCUGUUUUCACUGUCCUGCUUCAGUCUUACUUCCACAGAAGCUUAUGAUGUGUUCGAUCCUAAUGGGAAUAUCACCAUCAAAUGGGACAUCAUGAGUUGGACUUCUGAUGGUUACGUGGCUACGGUUUCAAUGAUUAACUACUACCAAUACCGGCAUAUUCAAGCGCCGGGUUGGACUCUGGGCUGGACAUGGGCCAAGAAGGAGGUGAUAUGGAGCAUGUUGGGCGGGCAGACCACCGAGCAAGGAGACUGCUCAAAGUACAAAGCGAACAUCCCCCACUGCUGCAAGAAAGACCCGACGGUAGUGGAUUUGUUGCCCGGCACUAUGUAUAAUUUGCAGGCUGCAAAUUGCUGCAAGGGAGGAGUCCUUAGCUCAUGGGCCCAGGACCCGGUGAAUGCCAUCAGCUCGUUUCAGCUAACUGUGGGGGCUUCCGGGACGACCAAUAAGACUGUGAGAUUGCCCAAGAACUUCAUUCUCAAGGCACCUGGCCCUGGCUACACGUGCGGACCUGCAAGGAUUGUCAAGCCCACGAAGUUCGUCCUGCCUGAUAGAAGGAGAGCUACUCAAGCAAUGAUGACAUGGAACGUUACCUGCACAUAUUCUCAAUUUCUAGCACAGAAGACACCGACCUGCUGUGUCUCCCUUUCCUCAUUCUACAACGAUACAAUCGUAAAUUGUCCGACCUGCACUUGUGGGUGUCGGAACAAGGGAGACCCUCAAAGCUGCAUAAAAGCGGACUCUCCACACUUGGCUUCAGUGGUCUCAGGACAGGUAAAAUCAGGCAACAGCGGGCCUCUUGUCCGGUGCACGAGCCACAUGUGCCCAAUCCGGAUCCACUGGCACGUUAAGCUCAAUUACAAGGAGUACUGGCGGGUCAAGAUCACGAUCACAAAUUUUAACUACAGGAUGAACUACACGCAGUGGAAUCUUGUCGUGCAGCACCCGAAUUUCGAUAACCUCACUCAGGUCUUCAGCUUCAACUACAAGCCCCUCACUCCGUAUGCCAGGUUCAACGAUACUGCGAUGUUAUGGGGACUAAAGUACUAUAAUGAUUUGCUCAUGGAAGCCGGCCCCUCUGGGAACGUGCAGUCAGAGUUAUUGUUCCGGAAGGACGAGUCGACGUUUACCUUGGAUAAGGGAUGGGCGUUCCCUCGUAGGAUCUAUUUCAAUGGGGACAACUGUGUGAUGCCACCCCCGGAUUCCUACCCGUGGUUGCCAAGUUCCAGUCCCCGAGCUGGCUUCUCCUUGCCAACUUCAGCCACAGUAAUCAUGUUAUCAAUUCUCUUAUUGUGGGCUUCAGAGUGACAAGCACGCGCAACAUUUUGAUCGGUUCGGACAUUCGGGUGAGGGGUUAAGGAUCCUUUUAUCAUUUUCUUCCAAGCCACCAAAUAUGUCGUAUGCUUACUUAUACGACACUCGAUCGAUUCAUUUGUAGAAUAUCAACAAGAAAUAGCUUUCUAAUGAUAACUUCUGCAAAAGGAAGCUGCUCAUUUCAACAA